This is a messenger RNA of Monoraphidium neglectum, 936 nucleotides long. RefSeq lists its product as hypothetical. The record is from RefSeq and is a predicted model, not a curated record. The transcript is spliced from 3 exons. Bases 1 to 936 code for a protein of 311 amino acids. Lineage: Eukaryota; Viridiplantae; Chlorophyta; Chlorophyceae; Sphaeropleales; Selenastraceae.
AUGGACCAGGCCUGCACCCCCGGCGCCCUGGCCGGCAAGCUGCUGCGCCUGCAGGCCCUCCGCGCCGCCGCCGCCGCCACGUGCUCCGCGGCGCCGCCGCCCGGCACCAGCCCCGCCGCCGCUGCCGCGUCCGCAGCCGGCAUGCGCGCGGACUGCCUUGCUGAGCUGGCGUUUGACCCCAAGCGCCCUGGCCCGCCGCGCCACCUGCGGGACGGCGAGGCGGCAUGGCACGCCGCACAGCAGCUGGGGCUGGAGGGCGCGUGGACGGCAGAGGAGGGCGCAGUCGCCGCGCAGCUGCUCGACGCGUUUGAGGGCGAGCGGGAAGCGGCGCUCGCCGGCGCGCCCAAAAGCGACCCCCUGAGGGCCGCCGUCAAGCGCGCUGCGCCGCCGCCGCCGGCCUGGCUCGCGCGGGCGGGCCGGCCGGGGCUUGGGCAGCUCAUGCGGCUCGCGGCCGCGAUGGGCGUCAGCGGGGACGAACUGCACGACGUGUUGGGGGCACGCGGCGAGGAGGCCGCCCACGCGGCGCGCGCGCGCCUGGAGGCCAUGGACCGUGCGGCCGAGGCGGUGGGCCCCGGGGCCCUGCUGGCGGCCGCCCCCUGGUUCCACGCAGACCACCUGCUGGGGGGAGGCGGCGCCACGGGAGCAGCGGCCGCGGGCGCGGAGAGGCCGGUCGACAAGGAGUGCGACUGGUGUGGCGAAGAGGCACUCACGGGCGGCCAGAGCGGCGGCGGCUUGGAGUGCGCGUCCUGCGGCUGCGCGCGUUACUGCAGCCAAGCCUGCGCUGCGCGGGCGUCCCCGCUGCACGCGCGCAACUGCUGGCGGCUGCGGCUGCUGUCGGCCAAGGGCGCCGUGCUGCGUGCCAGGUUUGACCCGGAACGGCCGGCGUUUGACUACGGGGACGACCCCGCCCAGCCGGCGGGCAACGGCCAUAGCUGA